GAUUGUUGAGGAAGGGGAAUCUGAUGAGCAUCUGGUCAAAGUGGAAUGGGACAGAGGACAGUUGAGAGAGGAAUAUAACAGGACAUGGUGUAAAAUGUUAUGUAGAUUACAAUGUAUUUGGAAUCACAUGGAUUGUUUUGAUACAAAAAUGUUACACCUUUUUAAAAUACUGAUAAACUCCCGAGUUCAUUUGACCUUUCAUGAGUGUAAAUGACCUAAAGGUGACCUUUGCAUGUGUUUUAUUUUUUAUAACCUUAGUAAAGUGUACAUUCCAUUUUCCAUAAGCUUUAAUUUUAUACCAAACAGAAUGUUUAUUCCGUACACUAGAUAAGAGCUAAGUCAUAAUUAUGACAUCAAUAAAAAAAAUGAACAAGGGAGCCCAGGUGGCACCCAUCGUAUUCUUGAAGUAGACACCCUAUACUACAACUUUCAGCAAAAAAAUUGCAUACAUACCCAACUUGACGGUCAUGUUGUGGUUCUACUUGACUACUAACAUCCAUGGAAGCUCUGCCUCAGAAAAAAAGUUAAGCCUGUUAUUCUGCCUAAAAUUAAGCUACAUCUAGACCAAUACCCUAUAUUUAUGUUCUCACACUAAUGAAUAAAAAAGAAAGUAUUCAUCAUGUUCCUGUGACCUCACACAAUGAAUGACCAAUACCCAGCAAUUUUCGCAAUUAAAUACUGUCUAUUCGAUGUGCAUGCAUAACAACCACUUUUGUUGGUAAUGGUAAUGGACUCCUGGCAUAGCAAACCUAUGAAAAGUUGAAAACUUGAAAGUUUGUGAUACUGUUAAUACUAAAUCAUGUUUUACAUUUAAAUUUCUCACUCUCCUUCAAUCUUGUUCAGGUUUGACUAUAAUGGCUGAAUACAUUCCAAGACCGUGUGUUUUCUGUGGACCUUCAGGAUCUGGUAAAAGCACAUUGAUUAAACAGCUGAUGGAUGAACACAAAGAUACAUUUGGCUUCUCUGUCAGUCAUACGACAAGGAAUCCAAGACCUGGGGAACAGGAUGGAGUUCAUUAUCAUUAUACAACUCGAGAGAAGAUGGAAUUGGCCAUUGCAAAUGGAGAAUUUCUAGAGCAUGCACAGUUUUCAGGCAAUAUGUAUGGUACAAGUAAAAAGGCAGUUCAGGAUGUGCUGGCAACCAAGAGGAUCUGCAUUCUAGAUAUUGAUGUGCAAGGGGUGAAAAGUAUUAAGGAAACAGACCUAAAACCAAUCUAUAUCUUUGUCAAGCCACCAAGCAUUGAGGUCUUGGAGGAGAGGCUUAGAGGCAGAAAAACAGAUUCCGAAGAAGCCAUUCAAAAGAGAUUAGCUACUGCAAUAAAAGAAUUGGAGUACAUUGACAAGCAAGAGCCUGCUGAAGGGAGUAUAUAUUUCAUCGUGAAUGAUAUAUUUGAAAGAGCAUACUCUCAACUUAGUCUAAUCUUACAAGAUGAGAUAAACAGACUCAAGUCGAUGAAGAGACAUCCGCAAACGCAACCUUCCUUGUAGUCAAUGAUGACAGAGAGGUAGCCUAUGAAAAGAUCAAGGGAAUCCUAAGUACCGAUAUUGUCAAACUUAAAGAUAUCAGAUUCAAAGCAAAGUGACCCCCUCAUUGUGUCAUACCUCCAGAUGAAAUAUCUUGCAUUUCUUAAAUUAUAGAUUGAAUUAUUUAUGUUAUCUUAGUGUAAGGUACAUAUAUGUUUUAUCGUCUUUAAAAAGAUAAAAUCUGCAUAUUUUAAUGCAUUACAAUACAUGUAUAUCCACCUGUCUUGAAAUCGAUAUUUCAUGAAUAUUUAUUAAUGAUAUUCCAUACUUAUUCAAAUGCUUUAAUAUAUUUUCUUGUCCCAACUCAAUUGUGUCUAUGAUAUCUCUUGUUAAUUGAGACUGCCAUAUGUAUGCUUCUCCCUGAAAAGUGCUUGUGAUAGCUUUAAAAGCUUUAGCUGUUAGGGAAUUAUGCCUCUUCAGUUAACAAAUUUAUUGCAUAUUUACUUAUUCAUUUAUGAUGAAUGAUUCUGUAUAAUUUAUGUUGAAAAAUGAUGCUUUGUAAAUAUGGAAGAAAAUGAAUGAAUAGUAACUAGAAAGUGGGUAUGAUUGACUUGGAUUGUGAUUACAUGCACCUCAGCAAUGAAAGGCAUGCAUUGAAUGGCAACUCAGUUAACAAGAAACAUCAUAGACACCAAUAGAUGUGGAAAAAAUAUUCAAGAAUUAUGACACGCUUAUAUCAAUCCUGCUUCCAAAGAUCAUUUUAUUGAUAACAGUUUGACUUUGGAUUUCAAUAUUGUCAGAAUCUUGAAUACAAGAUAUACCAAAAGCUUUAAUCUCGUAAAGAUUAAUUGCUCUGCUAACUAUUGAUCCAUCUAAAACCGGAAAGUUAUGGAAGAAAUGGUUAUGGGAUCUGAUCGGAUUGGUGAGAUUUUGAGUACCAGCAUAAUUGACUAUGGCCUUAUCAUGAUAUAACCUUGUAUCACAUUUAAAUUAUUAAUUUGCAAUGCAACAAAAUAUUCAUAAGCCUCCAGAAUCAAAUGAAGGAACAAAUGAAGAAUUGAAAUGAUACGAAUUAUAUUAUUUUUGAAAUUGCUCAUGCUGAGUUUAUCUGCAUCAAAUUGUAAGAUCUGCAUUUAUUUGCUAUGUGUAUAGAAACCGUUAUUCUAUAACUCAUUUGUAAUAGAAAUUUUUUUUUGAACCACUUUAUGCAUGUUCCAAGUGUAUUUAAGCAGAAAGAUUGCAAUUAUCAUGUGUCUCUGUAUUGUGAAUGUGUGAUUCAAGAAUAUUCAUGGCUUGAUAAAAAAAAUGUAUGAUGUAGUACUCUAAACAAAAUUUUACUCAUGUAAAUAAGAUGUAGAUUGUGUGUAAUGUAAAAGGUUUAUUGACAUUGAUUAUUUCAUGUCAGUUGAAUUUAAUGUUGAGCACAUAAAAGAUGGGGGAAAGAUUGAAUUUAAUGUUGAGCACAUAAAAGAUGGGGGAAAGAUUGAAUUUAAUGUUGAGCACAUAAAAGAUAGGGGAAAAGAUUGUAUUGUAAACACUUGGAAAAAUAAGAUGAAAUCAGUUUCUGUUCGAUUGAAAGGAGCAGCUGUAUAUUUUGUUCUAAUGAAAUAUUUGGUUUGGCUGUACAUGUAUUUGUUUUUAUAUUUAUAUUGUUCUUGUUUGAGUAUAAGUGACUAUCAAAACAUGUUUAUGAGAUUAAGAAACUCAUUUGAUUGUGAAAUGGUCCUGAGAAGAUGAAUUGAUGUUUAAAUGUUCAAACAUAUCAAACGAUAGCUGAAUUCAAAUGUAUUGUUAUUAUUUGUUCAUGUAUUGUCACAUUUCUGUUCAAAUAUUGGAAUAUCAAGCACUUUUUGUAAUCGAGAUCACCUUUGCAAAUUCAAACUUUUAUAUCUUGAUAAUUUAGUUUUAUGUGAAUUAUUGUAGAGUAGACCUUCCAUUGGAGAUUGAGUUUAUAUUAAAAAAAAAUGAAUUUAAAUACAUACCGGUACUUAUUUUUAAGGGGAGCAUUUAAAUAUGGUAAGAACUGACAUAAAAUAAUGUAAGUUCUGUUCUGCUAGAAGCAAUUCUAUGAAGAGACGUUUAAACUAUUCAAAUGUAUGGAUUUUUCAAAGUUGUGAAAGUAGUUAGCAUUUGAUUUUGUGUCCAAAAUCUUGUGUCCUCAAUUGUUAUUCUUUAUGGAUCAUUGUUCAACGUGAAAUACCCCGUAACUGUUUCAUGAUGGGAAAUUAUUUUCAUUUUACAACACUUAUUUCCUUUGACUUUUUGUUUUAGAUAAUGAGUUGUCUGAAAUCAGCCGCAAAAAACGUUUAAACCUAGUAAAUUUUGUCAUUUGAUAAUGAAUUGUUUCUGUUCACAAGUUGACUUUCUAUAUAAAGCUCCAUGAUCCUCUCUAAUUAAAGCAAGUUUUAAGGCCAUAUGCAAAGUAUGACCUAUUUACAUUGUCAAAGUAUAACGUUGCAAAAAUUGAGAUGAAACAUUGGUAUGUGAAUUUCUAAAUCAUGUGGAUUAAUUUCAAACUGUUUGAUAGGAGUAUUAAGUUUAUCAGACAUCAAAUUUGAAUAAUUAUUGCACUAUCAGCAAGUGGGCUAUGGUUGUUUUGUAAACUACAAGGUGUUUACCAUGCAAUUCCUGUUUUUUUUAUAUUAAUGUUCUUUAGCAUUUCUUGUAGGACCAAAUUAUCAUAGCUUAAUUUGGCCUAGAAUAUUCCAUGAAAUGGAAACCCUGUAUCAAGUUUCUGUCAUUUGUGAAUUGUAUCAGAAGAGUUAAUUUUUAAUUUCUAUCAUUUUGCAAAAUUAUGAAAAGUGUGUAUAUAUUGAAUCUUGAUUAGUAAUGUGUCUAAAUAAUAGUGUUGUGAGAAGCAUUGGUGAUAUAUGUUUUAAAGUUGUUUUUUUUAAGGAAGAUGUUUUUUUCACUACAAGUAGAUGAAAUAUAUCAAAAUAUUAUGUAGAAUUUUUGGUAAUGGUAAUUUCUGAACACAAAAUUGAACAUGGGUUCAUUAGGAUUAAUGUUCUUGUCAAGAAUGGAAGAGCAAUUAGUCACUAUUCAAUGAGUCUACUCUUUUGUUUAAAAGCACGGCAUGAUUAAUUCAUCACCUUGAUUACAAUGGCAAUCAUCAUCUAUUUUCAUUAUCAACAUUUCCAAUUUAACCCAUCAAGUACUCAUAUUUCAUCCAUGUAGAUUAUCAAUUGGAAUAACGUGAGAAGCAUUUCAUGAAACAAAUACAUGUAGUCAAUAUUUUACUGAAAUCGUAUGUUUAAUGGAUAAGGGCAAUUUUUCAGUGAAAAUUUUUACAACCAAUUGUGCUGAUUGUCAUGAAUUUUGCAGAGGGAAAGGACCAUUUUCUGAAAAAAUAUUGUCUAAGAACUUGCGUCAAAGUUUAACUCACUUUAUGGAAGACAUCCAUUCAGGUAAACAAUGUGAUAGUACUAUUGUAAAAAAAAAACCUGAAUUUAAUGGACCAUAUUCCGAAGUCGGGUUUGAUUCAAACUCUGGUUUUAAGUUGUGGUUUAACCAUGGAAAGCCAGUUGUUACAUAAAUCUCUAACAGUAGAGAUUCAAUAUAUCAGCUCAUUUGACUCCCAAAACAUUAUGAACUCCCCGGGAAGGAUAAGUAUGACAGUUGUCUUCCCCACUGAAUAAUUAGUAAGGAGCACAGUAUAAAUGAGAAGCAUUCACUGUAAACAAAAUUUUAAAACGUUUGGCUUCCCAUAAUUUCAGCACAGAGUUAGACCAUGGUCUAAGUUAAACCCAACUUCAGAACACGGGUAAGAGAGUUCAUCUGUGAUAAUAGAUUUAAUUUCACCUGAUCACUUACAAUAUUCACAAUAGGUUCAUUUUGUAAUUAUUUGUCAGUGAACAUACAAUUAUCAAAAUCAUGUUGCAAAAUUAGAAAAUGCUAAUUUUAUUGGUUAUUUGUAAUUGUAAGACCUCACAGGAUUGUUGCAAAAAAUUCAUUGAAAUAAGUCCUUAAGAUCAGUCACAUAUCUCUAGUGCAGACAUCUUGGGCCUGUUCCAUAUAUUAACUUUUGCCAUGAAAAAAUAACCCUGGCCAACAAAAUAUUGGCAGAGUUUUUCUUUUUUGCAACGGGUCCUUAGGAUCUGUUGAUUUUGGUAACUGGGGUAUGCCAGUGGUAAUAGCUAAAAAAAAUUGUUUCUUUGCCACAACAGAAGAAAAAAAUGAGGGUUGAUCAUUCAGUAUUUUUUUAGGUAUGAUAUGAAAGAGUUUCUAGAUCUUACUUUCAUAUGGAUAUUUGUGAUGUUCUGGCCAGUGUCCUUUGCUUACAAAGAUUUUUUCCUGAUAAGGCUCAACAGCCAAUGAAUUAUACAGGUUUCCAUGAAAAUCACCAUAUCAAAUGUAAGUUUGGAUCAGCUGGAGAUAAAAUUGUGAUUGAUUUCCCAACCUGGAUCCCAUUUUGUCUUAUAGAUUUCAUGAUAUACAUGUAUUCAUAUUGAUGGCAACUUAUAAGAUUUGAUCUCAGCUUCCAUCUCUUCAGUACACAGUCCUGAGCAGUCUCAAAGGUUGAAUCAAUUGUAACUCCUGACCCAGGAAUAUGAUAAUUAAUAGGCAUAUUUAUAUUUGAUUCUUUUAGGACUAUAUUUUUGCAUGAAAAUGUGAAGAAUUAAAAAUUGUAAUAAAGAUUCAGUGUGUACCAUUGCAACUCAUUAAGGUAUUCAGGAAUUUUGAAAACUGUUUGCGGUGUGAGACAGCCAAACUUUUGUAUCAUGAUUAAAAGCAUUCUUGAUGUAGAAGACAAUGCAUAGCAUACAGAGUGAAAUAAAAUAGUUUUGACAAAGCAAGAA
This is a messenger RNA of Lytechinus pictus (painted urchin), 6262 nucleotides long. RefSeq names its product guanylate kinase-like. Gene Ontology annotation, molecular function: GMP kinase activity. The record is from RefSeq and is a predicted model, not a curated record. The transcript has 7 exons. Gene Ontology annotation, cellular component: cytosol. NCBI's taxonomy places the organism in Eukaryota, Metazoa, Echinodermata, Echinoidea, Temnopleuroida, Toxopneustidae. The coding region runs from base 855 to 1487 and encodes 210 amino acids. Gene Ontology annotation, biological process: purine nucleotide metabolic process.